AUGGCGUCGACCGCCGACGAUGCAAAUGCCGCGAGUCUGGCGUCCAUCCAGCGGGACUUGCGCGCCAUGAGUGCCAAGACGGAGCUAGUACUCCAAGCCCAAGAAAGCCGCAUCCAGGACAUUGACGCGAAGCUCGACCGCCUUCUUCGUGCCGUCGAAGAAGGCGUGGGUUCGCUUGAGAAACGGUCAAAUGCGUUGCCCGAUUCGAUUUGUCGACCGCUGGCUCGACGAUGGGCUGACACGUCACAAGUGGUGGACGAAGCCCUCCAGCGCAUGAAUCAACGCCUAGACCGUAUCGAGAAGGAUCUCGACGAGUUGCCGGACAAGCUGCAGUCGCGACACCAGGCGUCGUCCAUCACAUUGCCAAACAACGAAGGAUUUUGGCCGACUACAUCUCAGUCGUCCACCUCCACCCCCUCGUCACAACAUCUCCACACAACAUCAGUACCAACAAGCCAUCUUGCCACGAAUCACCAUCCUUCCCAGCGCCGUCAGCACCUUGACAUGUUGGAUCCCAUGUCGUUCACACCUCGUCCUUCUCAAGUGCCAUCUCAUUACACCACAGUGCCAUCUCAUUACACCACGUUCGAGCCCCAUAUGUCUUCUUCCGCGGCAUCUCUCCACGAUGACUUGCAUCCGUCGAAUCAUCCUCCUUCAUCCAAUGUAUUGGCCUCUUCCUUUCGGGCCACGACUUGCCGAACCAUGUGGCACCUGUGGUUCCACGGGGACCCGGCCACGCCAGACGUCGGUCCGCUGCGGCACGUGGCUCUGGACGAGUCGGCUGGAGGAAGCACCCGCAUGCAGCAGUCUCGGACCAAAGUUGUCAUGGAAACGCUGCUGCAGCUCGGCCGGGUGUCCGCCGACGCCGUGGCCGCCAUGUCGACCGACGACUCGAACGCCUUGUUUGAUCGGGCGUUCCAUGCGAUGCUGUUUGACAAUCCGGACGGAAACCUGGCCGGCGCCGUGGGCAAGCUCAGGCCAGACAAGGCCGAGUCGUACAUGGUUGCGACAGUGUACAACGUCCUCGUGAACGAACGCCGCAAACGGAAGCGCGACGCGGUGGAGAUUCACAUGCUGUGA
Messenger RNA from Aphanomyces astaci, 1080 nucleotides. RefSeq lists its product as hypothetical. The transcript has a single exon. The coding region runs from base 1 to 1080 and encodes 359 amino acids. Lineage: Eukaryota; Oomycota; Saprolegniomycetes; Saprolegniales; Verrucalvaceae. The record is from RefSeq and is a predicted model, not a curated record.